UCUAUCGAGACAGUAGUUGGAUCGUUUUUGUAGCAACGGUGGACACGAUUUUGAAAAAGUAAAGUUUAUUUUUAGUCUAGACAAAUAAAAAAAGGCGAAUUAAGACGCGCGUUACUGACAAUUUUGUGAUUUUAAAAAUAUUUUCUACGAUUUACUAACGAAAUUAUCGGUCGAACAACCUGUGGUGAGGCUAGCCGUUUUAACUUCCGCAGGAUUUGGGAAGUGUGUUCCGGUUUUUUGUAUGGCCGAAAAUUGUACAAGUUGGUUAGGUUUGUUCUAGAAGUGUGUGCGUGAAAACAGGAAUCCAGCCGGGAGGAGUUGCGAAGUCGAUUCUCCGGGGCCGUUCGUUUUCCAUGCCCAUAGAAUAUUGUCUACAUCGAAUAAGUGCGAAUGGUAUUCGUUUCGAUUUAUGAAGAAAAAAUGUGCUCAAAGAAUAAAGGGUCGUCAAACUUCGAAUCCUAUCGAAAUUCAAUUGAAUAAACCUCUGCCCGCUUUCAAUUUUAUGGUUCAUAAAAGCAAAAAGUGUUAAAGAGAAGGCAGUUGAAAAUUUUCCUGAAAUCUUAUCCCUGAAAAGGGAGCAGGUGCAGAAUCCCAACCCAGGAGUAUAAAAAGUAUUUCUACAUCAGUGUGUUAGUGCAAAGAUUAAAGAAGGGCGAUUCCACCCCUCCACCAGAAGUGAAGUAAAGUGGCCACUUUCUGGAAAUUGAUAAUCCGAGUGUCUGUGUCUUUUUCGGUUUCCGAGGUCUUCAAACCAAAAGUGUGUCCCCCUCUCAGAUGUGUUGCUAAGCUACUUAAAAGCGAAGAAGAACCAAAAUCUCGACCCCUCCCACACAAUUCUCCCCCCACUGACAAGCCACCAGGGAAAUGGCCGUGGCUUGUCUGAAGACUUCGAAUCUCCUGUACUCGUCAUCGUCGCCUUCCGGUUCUCUACUGUCCGGUGCCAGCUCCCUCGGAGCCGCGAGCACAUCCUCGGCCACAAUGAACGGUGCCAGCGGAGGCCAUUUGGCGGCCACCAGUCAGCUUACCCGGUCCCUGGAACGGAUCCUUGAGGAUGCCAACCUGAGCGGGGAGUUGAAGCUGAGCGGCCGGAAGCUGAAGGAUUUUCCCAAGGCUGCCGGGAAGUUCAACCUCAGCGAUACGGUUAUUGCAGAUCUAUCCCGAAAUCGGUUCUGCGAACUGCCCGAGGACAUCACAUCGCUGGCCUUUCUCGAGCGGCUGCUCGUCUUUCACAACGCGAUCCGCUCGAUUCCGGACACGAUCCGCGGACUGCAUUCACUAACAUACUUAGAUCUAAGGAACAACCAGCUGGCGGUGCUACCGAGAGAGAUUUGCUUCCUGCCGUUGCAGGUGCUUCUCCUCUCCAACAACCGACUGGUGACGCUCCCGGACGAGCUCGGGCGGAUGGAGGAACUGACCGAGCUCGAUGCCGCCUGCAACCAGAUCACACAUCUUCCUCCCCGGAUGGGCGACCUCCGGAAUUUGCGAUCGCUAACACUCCGGAACAAUCAGCUGGUGUACCUGCCCCGGGAUCUCACCUGUCUGCAGCUGGUGUUCCUGGAUAUCAGCAGCAACAAAAUUGCCACCCUGCCGGUGGAGCUGCGACUCAUGGGCACCCUGGUGGAUCUGGAGCUGUCCAACAACCCGCUGACCUCACCACCGGCAAGUUUAUGCGUCCGAGGCUUAGUUCACGUGUUCAAAUUCCUGGAAACGGCCGCAACCAAAGAGGAAAAAUCCAAAAGUGGCCUCGAUGGUCACGCCACCCUUCGGAGGUCGGCCCUGGGAUCGAAGAAUUCGUCCGGCAGCUUGUUGGACAACAGCCGGAACCGGAGAGCUCACGUAGACUCCGGUUACAGUACCAGUGAUGGCGGAUUCGAUGGUAAGCGUUGGUCUCAGGAAGAACCGCACGAGUUUAGCACCUCCUACUAUAAUAGCACAAGCAAUAGCACAAGCACAACGACCGGAAAUGGUAGUGGCACCUAUUCGCCGAAAUGGUCACCCGUUCCGUUGCACACCGGUUUCGUGACCGGGAAGCCACCACCCACACCACCUGCACUGGGCAACUCGACCGCGAGUCCCUGCCAUAGUUCUACUAAUAUGUUAUCGUCUACCACAGGUGGAAGCGGGUUUUCAGCUUUACUAAGCGGCGGAUCUGGGGAACGAACCUUGGAAGAGGAGUUCAGGAGAGGUGUCGCACUGCAGGAGCAAGCAGAGCGGAGAAAGCUAGCAAAUAAUAAUAGUAACGAUAUUUCACCGGAAGGAGAUCUUACCCCUGAUAGUAUGAAGGCUGACGAUAAAAUGCGCUCGUUAGGAAAUAUUCAAACUUAUAGGGAAUACAAGGAAGCGCUCCGUCAGCAACGGGCUCAAAGUGACAUCUACCGACCCAAAGAUCAACAGGCACACACCCCGGACAGUGGAGGCUCGACGGCAGAUUCUCCGCUGAGCAACUUCUCCCCCUACAACAAAUCGCAAGCGACCACACCUUCACCUUCCGUCUACAGUAGCAGUAACCAAAGUUCACCACUCUCACCUCAUCAUGGUAACAUCCACAAGCUGAACCAAAUCAACGCCAACAACGGCGGUACAACGGCCACGUUCAAUCCGGGCAACAGCUCUAGUCCACUACUAUCGCCAAACCGAAACGCCAACGUUGCCCCAUUCGAGGAUUCCGGCACUGGCACAACGAACAGCACCUCUUCAACCCCGAACAAGAGGCCCGUUCAAAAGGUCAUUCCAUCACGAAAUAUUACCUCCACAUAUCAAUCCAGCAGCCAAUCGCCGACGCAUCUGAACGGAAAUCACACGCCCUCCAAUGGCAAGAUUCCGGUCGCCAACGGAACCCCUGUAAAAACUCCGCUAACCAACAGUAGCUGUACGACCGAUUACGCUUACGUGAAACCCAACAGUCCCUGUAAGGCUUCCAGUGGUAUAUUGUCCCACAACAAUGUUCCUUCGUCGAUUCCGAAACCGACCGCGAAUGGGGGAAGUAGUUCCCCGAAUGGGAACCAAAAACCCCUAACCGCAACGGUCGGUUACGUUAACAACGGCAAACCGGGGCAGAAAACAAAUAAAACUGUCUCCUGGAAUCGGGACGUACCCACGACGGAUAAGCUGAGCUUUACGAUGCCGGAGUUUGACAAGCAGAAGGAGGAAACCGAACUGAUCGAUCAGUUGCGACAUAUAAUUGAAGCGCGACUGAAGAUGACCCUGCCGGAGGACAUUGCUCCGGCCCUGACCGACGGGGUGGUGCUGUGUCAUCUGGCGAAUCACGUGCGGCCCCGGUCAGUCAACAGCAUCCACGUGCCGUCGCCGGCGGUGCCAAAGCUUACCAUGGCACGGUGCAGGCGAAACGUGGACAAUUUCCUCGAUGCCUGCCGGAAGAUCGGAGUCGAUGAGGAGUUGAUAUGCUCCUGUCAGGACAUCGUGCCCGCGUCAUCCCCACCUCAACAACAACCUCCGCCUUCGUCGACGGGAUCGUCUUCGUCGCUAAAUGAAUCGACCACCGAAGAAGAUACGGAACUCGUAGACCAACCUCCAAAUCCUAUGGCAAUGUUCCGCACGAUUGCGGCACUGCUUCAGAGGGCCGAAGAUCUAUCGGUGAUCGGUCAACAACAACCACAGGCAGCCCAAUCUGCGCUGUGUCGGCCAUCAGGUCCACCCCCUCCUCCACCAACUACAAACCAAGCCAAGGCCAACCCUAGCACUACCACAGUCACACUCACUGCAGCCAACACCAAUACAACCACCAAAACCGCAACCGAAAUGAUCGGCGACGAAGAUCGUCGUCAUGUGGCGGCCUUCGAGCCCAACUACAAGGUGUCCUCCCACGAUGCGCUUACUCACAAUAUCCCAAGUGCCACUAACGAUUACAGCAAUCCUCCACAAACCAAUCAUAACCUACAAACGAACAACCAUUUACGUAACAACAGCCCAAAAACGAACGCGAACACCUUGCUGGAGUACCACUUCGAAUUCGAUCAACAGCAAGUUCAGCAUCAGGGAGGAGAAUCCGAGCGGGAGGAUGUGUUGAUGGUUCAGGCCAGGCUUAGGGCGUUCUCAGGGAGCGGUGGAGGAGGGCCUAGCGAAAUGCACGAAACUCGGCAGGUUCCGGUUUCGUUGGAUCUUGAACAGUCGAACGGAUCUUCGGCAUCGGCUGUGCGUCGUAAGCGAAAGUUUCCCAGUAACAAGUUCAACGGGGCAAGGCGCCAGGAGCAGCAAUCGUCCGGUACAGCAAACCUAAACGAGAUCAUCGAAGAGUGCGAGUACGAUAGCGAUAUAGGGAAGUUCCGUUGCCGCCAGGACGAAGACUACGAAGAUUCGGAAACGUCGCUAAACUCCAUGGAUGAAGAGUCGGCUUUCACGCCUACAAAUCCGCAACCACCCGGUCCAGGGAUCAAUGACCUAAACACUCCAACGUCGAUGGAUAUGGCGAUGAAGGGAUUCGUUGAUUUCAACAUCAACAGCGCCGAGAAUGAUCCUUCCAUAGGUGGAGGAAAGAUCGUUAGCAAAAGGAUCGAGUUUUUCGAAAAUUCAGGUUCCACCACCUCAGGAUCAGCAGAAAAAAUUGUUAACAUUAGCAACAACCAGUCGUCCAGAAGACGAAGUUUGAGCACGGAGGACAACGAAGGUCUAGCCGUGGGGAAAGACUCCAGAAGCAGCAAUAAAUCGGACCAUCCGAUCAUUUCGACCAUUCUUUGCCUUGGAACGUUCGUGUUUGCGGUCGUUUAUUUGUACUUGUACCCAUUGCCCAACUACUGAGAAGGGAAUUUUAAACCAAACUUUGUUAACCACACCCCUUUUUUAGCAAUUGUUCAUAGUUUUACCGAUUUGCAGAAACGAAAAUUUAUUUAAUUUCGACUUACGAAAACCACACUUGUACUUACACGAACAAUGAUUGUUUAUUUAAGAUUUUAUUACUAGAUUUAGUGUUUUGAUGAAAGAGAGCUGAAUUGAAUUACUUUUAGAUUCGUUUUUUUUUUGAACAUUUGAUGUCUCCACCCUACAAUUGGAAGAGCGAACAACCCCCAUCACGAGAGAUAAUUGAAAGCCGAAUUACAACCAAAAUCGAAAAAAGCGCUAAAAAUGUAAUGGAAUAAGGAAAAAAUAACAUUUUAGGUAAUAUUGAACUGCCUCGAAUGAGUAGUUUUUAGAUUCGGAGUGAAAUAUUAAAUUCAUUAUGAUUUGAUUACCAAUAUAAAACUCAUAUAAGAGAAAGAAUUUUGAUUUAGAGAUACGAAUUUAGAGUCAGAUUCAUCUGCGUAGUUCUUGAAUCUGUAGUUUGAAAUCUGAAUUAUGAAAUCAAUUCCAAUAAAAAAAAAGAAAUCCAAAUCGGAAAUCAGAUCGAACACUGAAUCGGUAAAAUUUGAAUUUUGAAACGAAAAUCUUCAUCUGAUAUCUGAUUUUAAAAUUUUAACCUGAAUCUGCGGUCUUUAUUUGAAAUCUGAAUUCUAAGACUCAAAUCUCUAUCUAAAAACUGAAUCUUUAAAUCUGAAAUGUAAAUCUGAAUCUGGAAUCAGAAAUUAAAAAUUUAUCGCUUCGAAAAAUUGAAAUAAAAGCUAAUAAACUAAUAAAUAAAUAAAUAAAUAAAUAAAUAAAUAACUGAAUCCGAAAUCUUUAACUCAAUCUGAAAUUUAAAUUUACAAUAUGAUUCAAUUCAGAUUCUUAAAUCUACAUCGAAAAUCUAAAAAAAGAUCAGAAGUAUAAAAUUUUAAGCGAAAAUCUGAAUCUGAAAUCAGAAAUAUCAAGCUGAAGCAAUUUGGGUUCGAAAUCUGAAUCCUAAAAUUAUAAUCUGAAUCUGAAAUUUUAAAUGUUUGAUUAGAAAUCUGAAUUUAUAAUUUGAAAUUUAAAUAUGAAUCUGCAAUCUGAAUCUGAAAUCUGCAAUCUAAAAUCUGAAUCAGAAUUCUUCAGCUGUAAUCUUAAUAUAAAGUCUAAAGUCGGAAUCUGAAUCUGAAAUUUUAUUCGGAAAUCUGAAUCUGAAAUCUGAAUCUGAAAUUUUAAUCUGAAAUCUGAAAUCUUAAAUCUGAAUUUUAAAUCUGUAAUCUGAAAUCUUAAAUCUGAUUUAGAAUUCUUAAUCUGAAAUCUGUAUAAAAAAUCUAAAGUCCGAAUCUGAAUCUGAAAUUUUUAUCGAAAACCUGAAUCUGUAAUCUGAAUCUGAAAUUUUAAUCGGAAAUCUGAUUCUGUAAUCUGAAUCUGAAAUUUUAAUCAGAAAUCUGAAUCUGAAAUCUGAAAUCUAAAUCUGAAAUCUGAGUCUGAAAUCAGAAAUCUGAAUCUGUAA
Messenger RNA from Uranotaenia lowii, 6271 nucleotides. Its product is annotated as leucine-rich repeat and calponin homology domain-containing protein-like. Lineage: Eukaryota; Metazoa; Arthropoda; Insecta; Diptera; Culicidae. Gene Ontology annotation, molecular function: protein binding. The record is from RefSeq and is a predicted model, not a curated record.